UAUUCAUGACAUUUCCUGCAGGUUUUUACCUGGAAUUAUUUUCCAGUGUGGUUGUAAUUCAGAUGAAAUGAGGUCGAUUCGGACAAAAAAAUCCGAAGUCGCCAUUUUGGCCACGAAAACAACAUAGGACUUAUUCGCACUCAUAUUUUGUGGUCGUACGAGAUCUUGAUGGAUGGAAAUUGUGUUUUGUGCUCGUUUCUAUCUGGUUGAUUCCUUUCAUCAGUGGGAAGUAUUUUCAAAGAGGCCGUUACGUUUGUAGAUGGUUGUAUAUUUUACUGUUGAAAAAUGCUGUUACACGACAUGAAUCGAUUUGAGGUCGCCAUUUUGUCUCCGAUUUGCUCUGUCAUUAUUAAUAGCUUCGUUCAUUUUCUCUCUAAAAAUCGCAUGAAGAUUCAAGAUUUAUUAGCAGUUCUGACCACAACUGGUGUUGACAGAUUGAACAGUCGUUACGAUCAUUUUGUUUGGUCUUUGAUGAUCGUCUCCAGACAGCUUUGUGUCUGAUUGUGGAAGUGUCAAAGUUUUGUUUCCUCGUGAUGGAUCUGAGAAUGGAAGCUGAAAUAAAUUCCCCUUUUUUGGGAGGGGAAAUCCCAAGAUUGUGGGUAUUUUUUUUUAUCCAGACGAAAGGACAUUCUUGUCCUGUUUCAGUCCAUGCGAAAGUGUAACGGAAGCCUGUGUCAUCUGCAAAGACAGCUGAUGUCAUAGCCUAAUGUCAUCCAUUGAUUUCCUUACUCCCACUAAUGUGAAUCAGAAUCGGAAGUCAUUGAUAACUUUGUCUAAUGAUGAGUUACACAGCAGCCAGUUGUCAUUUUAUUUAUCAUGGAAGGUAAAUUCAUUCGUGGGGAGAAAUUGACAGAUACAACACUUGUUGCAUCAGGCAGUGGUGUUGCGUUGUUUAGUUUUCAGGAUUAUGCUAUGUUUCGUUCAAUUCCAAUUUCUGUACAACAAACAUGGUUGUAUGUCCUCAGUGCUGAUCAUAAGUGACCUUUUUCUAAGGGUUUAACUAAUUUUUUUAACAAAAUGGAAUAAAGUAAGCAUGCCAUAACACCCCCCCCCCCCAACACACACCUGUUAUACACCUGUUAAAGUUUGACAUUGCUAAGUUGAUUAUUUCACAUUGGGUAAUACUAAAGUUGCUAACCUUUAUUUUCUUGGCAUAAUUUCAGGGCAACAUUCAAAUAUUGUUUUACAGCUAUUUGUUUGACAUUCAGAUCCCAGAAAAUGAUGUAGAGGUUGUGAGAGGGACAUUCACCCACCCCCCACCCCAGAAAGUUUUAUCUUGUGUAGAUCAUUAGUGUUUCCUUUAAUACAGUUGCUUUAAUACCCUAACACUUAGAGCCAAGCAUAGUUUGUGUAUUUGCAAUGAUAAAAAUUGAAAUGAGUGACUGAUACCCACAUGUUUGAGCAUCGGAGAGUCUUGUUGGCAUGGAGUUUGAUAGCUUGCACUCUGAAAUCAACACAUGGGGAAGACAGGGGAGAAAAUUGAACAUGGGAUACUUUAAUUGCCAGUCUCUAAAUCUGUGCUGAUAAAGAGUUUACAUCAUUCUUGAUCAGUGUUUAUCAUACUAUUUCAAGCAAGCAUUAAUAUUUAUUUGUUUACCCAAAUGCCCAUAAAUUAUAUCCGUGACAGAUUUUACCAUUUUAGUGGGAGUUCUGUUGAUUUUAGAAAGGUAUUCUGAGGUUUACUUGGAACACGAGAUGACAUUCUACUGGAAAACUUUAAGUUUCAGCACGGAAACAAUAUUUUGCGACAUUUAUUUUCCCUCUAAAAAUGCACUUUUGAGGGUGACAUUUAUGGUCAUUUAGUGUAUUUGAUUGGUGUUCUGUGGCCUACUCAAGAAUAUUUCACUUAUACAAUGGUAACCAGCAUUAUGGUGGGAGGAAACCGGGCAGAGCCAGGGGUAAACCCACGACCACAUACAGGUAUUAUGUUAUCAAAUUAUACUUUUAAGUCUUGUGGAGCAAACUCAACAAGGCAGGCGAAUACUAUAAGCAUAUUGUUUUCUGAAUAAACCACAUGAUCCAGUGGCUGCAAUUUUGCUGAAGGGAUGUUAAGCCAUGAUCAUUCUGUCUUUCCAUGUCGUCUGUUUUUCAACAGCUACCCGUAAUAAUGGAUUAAAUUGUGUUCAACUUGUGGUGAAAUCUCACCAGAGCUACACAAGUUUUCUGUGGUUGUCAAAUAUGGCUUGCUAAGAGGAAAGAAUUUUCUCAUUCUGCAGAAAUGAAAUUGUGCCACCAUACAUUGAAAUUGCUGUAUCGCACAUUUUGCUUCUUUCUUAUUUUUUUUUUUGGUCAUUUCAUUUUUCUAAUCUAGACCCUCAAAAAACAGACCAAGCCCUUCUUUUAAUCAGCGUGCCCGGAGGGAUUAACAGGUGGGACUUUAGCACUUACAAGGGUUGACAAAAGAUUGAAGCAUCUGGUGAUCAACGACCGCCUUUUAUCUGAGCGUGUGGGGACGGAGGAACUGCCAAGCUACCUCGCAGUCAUGGAGCAAAACGGCAAUCAGAACAUGCCGCCGGCGACCCUGUGUCGGGCCGGCUGUGGAUUUUAUGCAAACGCUACGUUUGAUGGCAUGUGCUCCAAGUGUUACAAAGACGCGCUGAAGCGGCGUCAGAACUCGUCUUCGCCGCCGUUAAACGGGCGUAGUUCUCCUUCAGGUGAGGAGGCCGGUGUUACCAGUGUGUCGUCUGCCCUCGCUCAGGCAUCACUAGAGAAUGUAACCACCCCUAUCCAGGAGACCUGCUCUGGGCCAGUGGGUAUCCGCACCCUGGCACCCUCAGGAUCCAGUGUGGAGACUGCCAGCCCCACCGUACCCAUCCUCUGUGUGCCAGGAAAGAGCACAGACGACAGCACAGAAGAGGGCGCUACAGCUGCAGCCCCAGCUUUAGAGGACGAUAUAAAAUCCCCCGACGACCCUAGCAAUAAGAAACCUAAGAAAAAUCGCUGCCACACCUGUAAAAAGAAGGUUGGACUUACAGGUUUUGAGUGCCGAUGUGGUGGUUUAUACUGUGGCCUGCAUCGUUACUCCGACAAACACAACUGUUCCUUUGACUACCGGGAAAUGGCCCAGGAGCAGAUUCGAAAAAACAAUCCCGUUAUCGUCGGGGAAAAAAUUCAGAAAAUUUAAUACCUCUUCCGUGUGUUUGAAGUUCAGCCAAUCAGGCAACAGUGUGAGGAUGAUUGACAGGUGGUGUUUGGCAACUUGCCAGGCAUAAGACAAAUUGUGAAACCAUUUUGAUUUUAGACUUCUAUUUCUUUGCUCCUUGUUUCUGUGGAAGAAUACUUCCCAGAGAGUAGUCCAUAGCAACGACUUGAAUCACAUCUCACAAUCGCAGGAGCAACCAUACGACGUGUGUGAGGAGGCGGGAUGGGGAAUUUAGAUUAUAUUUAACCCAGCCAAUCAUGAUUUGAUAGAUUUUACUUUUGCUGUCUUUGUUUUGCUUCUCAAAAGUCAUUGUGGCACCAGUGUUAUUUUUGAGAAGAUUAUCAGUAAUUUUAUGAAGCCAUGAUGCUUUCAGCUGCUGAUUGUCUUUGCAAAUUUAUCAACAGUUUUCAACCCCCAUAUACAGACUAUAUGGACUAAUCUGUGUCUGUGUCACUAUGGUUAUGCUAUAAUUUAUGCUGAGUGAUUUGGAACUGUCUACCAAAAGGCAAUUCUCUUUUUCUUAUUUUUCGUUCUGUUUUCUGAAUGUAUGUUUACUAUAUAUUUUCCAGUGGGGUUGAACGGCAUUGUGUGUGUUCUGGAUAUUGAGUAAUGUAUUUCUUUUAGCUCCUGGCCGUUUAAAAAGUGGGUGUGUAUGGCCAAUACCCGUUUUUCAGUUAUCUCCCCUUAAUCAUACUAGACCUUAUGUACUGUGUUAAAUCUGGAUUCAAUUUUUUUUCUUUUUUUUUUUCACUAGUAAUGCAUCAUUGCUGCACUUCACUAGGGCACUAACUUUAAGACUUAGUUUUGCUUUUUUGUAUUAAAUAAAUGGCAGUUCAAAUUUCCCCUGAUCAUUUUUUUUUUCAAAUUUUGGGGGAUAUUUGAGGAGUACACCAGCAACAUUGCCUCAAGACCCACAGAGCUUCAUUUAUACAAAUAUAUAUUGCGAUUUAUAUACUUACAUGAUACGAACAUUUACAUAUAUAUAUAUAUAUAUAUAUAAAGAGAUAUAUAGAUUCAAAAACUGAUAUAUGCCUAUACUGCAGCAGAGCUACUACAGUUGGAGAUCAUAAUGAUGUACUUUGCAUUUAAAACAGUGUUUGAUAAAAUAAUGUGGUGUGAAAAUUAUGUAGUGGUAACAUUCAGACUUAAUCUGGUCAUAACUGUAUUAGAGGGUUUCUCAGUUUCUUUGU
This is a messenger RNA of Liolophura sinensis, 4332 nucleotides long. Its product is annotated as AN1-type zinc finger protein 5-like. Bases 2483 to 3124 code for a protein of 213 amino acids. The record is from RefSeq and is a predicted model, not a curated record. The transcript has 4 exons. NCBI's taxonomy places the organism in Eukaryota, Metazoa, Mollusca, Polyplacophora, Chitonida, Chitonidae. Gene Ontology annotation, molecular function: zinc ion binding; DNA binding.